CUCUCUCUCUCUCUCUGCCUGUCUGUGUCUCUGAACUAUGGCUGACGUUAGCAAUCAAUCCAAAGCCCAUCUGAUCUUCACGUACGGCACGCUCAAGCGAGGCUUCCCCAACCACACCCUCAUGGAGUCCCUGAUUCACCAGAACGACGCCGUUUUCCUCGGCCCCUACGUCACCUGCAUCUCCUACCCACUUGUCGUCGGGCCCCACGGCAUCCCCUUCCUCAUCAACCUCCCCGGGUCGGGCAACCGUGUCACGGGCGAACUAUACUCCGUCUCGGCCCGCGGACUCUAUCCGGUUGACGACCUCGAGGGCACCAGCCUCGGCCACUACGAGCGGCUUCCCGUUAAGCUGAUUCCCUGCAAAAGCACCAACUCCGAUGCAGGUGGCUUGAUUCAGGUGGAGGCCGAGGCGUACUACGCUCACCGGAGCUUCGGGGAGGGUUUGUGGGAGAGGAAGGGGAAAGAGGGGUUGAGUGCGUACACAGAGAAAGAGGCGAGUGGGUACGUCAGAAGAGAGGAUAGGCCCAAAGAUAGGAGCUUUCGCGAUGAGGUGCAUUUCUUUGUGUCUGCUGCGAAAAAUUGAUCGAUCGGAGGAGAAAAUUCAUGCAACUCUCAAGCCGGCUUCUCUUGUAUUACAUAAAAGCAUUUGUCCGAGGGGAUGCAGAAAUAACAAAGUUGUGUUCCACAAACAUCUGCAUGGAUUUGGAUUUAUGUACAAAUUUUGGGACUAAUCAAGAAAAUGAUUACUAGGUCCUGAAAUAAACGAGUUUAAGGGAUUUAGUGAGAUCGCACCACUAAAGCAGGUGCAGGAUAAUCUCCAUACAAUUUGUUAUGGGACACAAAUUGGAGGUUGCUAACACGGUUUAGUGCUCCUUUAUUAUAUUUCUAUUUGCUUUUGUGCUCCAAGGGAACCAUACAAACCAGUUUUACAUAA
Molecule: messenger RNA, 934 nt
Organism: Juglans microcarpa x Juglans regia
Lineage: Eukaryota; Viridiplantae; Streptophyta; Magnoliopsida; Fagales; Juglandaceae
Product: putative gamma-glutamylcyclotransferase At3g02910
Exons: 2
Coding region: 38-583 (181 amino acids)
Molecular function (GO): gamma-glutamylaminecyclotransferase activity
Source: RefSeq, a predicted model, not a curated record